AAGAGAGCACCGAAUUCCCAAGAGCCAGAGAGCCAGAGAUAGGAUCACUAAUUAGGAAUGUCCCUUCUGAAAAGAGAACAACGAUCCGUUUUAAAGUUCCCGUUUCUUUUCCAAAAUGGACGUACUUAAAGUUUUGCAGAGCUUUUUUUUGUUUUUCUUGACACGUUCUGAAGCAGCAUAUCCUCUCUGAAAAUCUGCAUUUUGGAAAUCAUAGCGGGAAAUUGGGAAUACCAGGGUCUCAGAAGUUUCCAACAAUGCACCAGUUUCGUCCACCAGUGUUUGGAGCGCAUACUAAAAGCAGAAGUUCUCCUCUGGAACUGGGGCUGGACGGAGGGAAUAACUGUUUGGUUUUAUAACUUCUGUGCGCCCUCUCCUCCUCUUUUCUCUUCUCUGCCUCAGCCCUUGGAGUCUGAAAGCGAGUGGGUAAACGAUUUAUGCGGAUAAAAUAACUUUCAAACGAUUGAAGUCGACGGUUUUGAGACUUAGAAGGUCAUAACCCAUCUGAACUUCUAGAGAUUGUAAAGAAAAGGAAUGCUGAGCAGAAGAGGCGCAUGGAGAGAUGCUGUUUCUUCUACCAUGGAUCUAAAGGGCACUUUAGCGGUUUUAUUGCUUUUGCUUCUAUGCUUAUGCCCUGUUUUCAGUCAAGAACUCAAUCCAAAGGGUAGGAACGUGUGCAAAGUUCCAGGGUCACCAGGGUUUACAUGCUGCAGUGGAUGGGCGCAGCAAGGCGAGGAGUGUUUAACGCCUCUCUGCGAAGGUAACUUCACUUGUAAUGAGAACGAGGUGUGUGUCCGACCAAACGAAUGCCGCUGUCGUCAUGGAUAUUUUGGGGCAAGUUGUGACACAAAGUGUCCCGCUCAGUUCUGGGGUCCAGACUGCAAGGGCAUGUGCACGUGUCACCCUAACGGUAAAUGCGACGACGUGACCGGGAAGUGCACGUGCUACCCAAACCGCUGGGGUGAGAACUGCCAGAAGCCCUGCAACUGUCAGAAAGGGAAAUGUGGCCAGGAGACGGGCAAAUGCACCUGCCAUGCCGGGUACUGGGGGCCGCAGUGCAAUAACAACUGCUACUGCAGCAUCAACUCACUGUGCGACCAGAACACGGGCCGGUGCAUCUGCAACCCCGGCUGGUUCGGCCGGAACUGCGGCGCUCAGUGUGUAUGUAACAACUCGCCUUGUGAGCAGUUUACGGGCCGAUGUCAGUGCAGAGAGAGGCUCUGGGGUCAGCACUGUGAACGGCACUGUCAGUGCGCCAAUGGGAAGUGUAACCCUGUGGAUGGAUCGUGUACCUGUAAACCCGGAUACAGAGGAAAACAAUGCCGGGAGCCGUGUCCAGCUGGAUUCUAUGGACAGAACUGCAAAAACAAAUGUGGCCACUGUAAAGGCCAGCAGCCCUGUAAGGUGACGGAGGGUCACUGUGAAACGUGUGCGAGCGGCUGGAACGGGACAAAAUGUGAUCAGAUGUGUGCAGAGGGUUACUUCGGAGAGAACUGUAAGGAUCAGUGUCCGCCGUGCAAAGACGGUCACUUCUGCAACCGGAUCAACGGGAAGUGUUCCCACUGCAAUCCCGGCUGGAUUGGAGAUCGCUGUGAGGUGCGCUGUCCUAAUGGCACGUAUGGAGAAAACUGUGAAAAAGACUGCAGCCAUUGUUUUAAUGGAGACUGCCAUUUUUCCACAGGAGAGUGUCUCUGUGACCCUGGCUUCUAUGGGACAUACUGCAACCUGACCUGUGAGUUGGGUCAGUUUGGAGUGAACUGUGCCCAGGUCUGUCCAUGUCACGACAAGAACUGCAACCCAGUGUCAGGAGCCUGCAACCUAUAUCCUAAUCAGCGGAUGGGAGUAAUAGCUGCGGGAACGCUGGUGACAUUCCUGCUGGUGGUUCUUCUCUCUCUGCUGUGCUGCUACUUCCUCUGUAGCAACAAAGACAACCGCAACCCUGACCAGGAAAACUCCACCAACAGCAAGAAGGCCAAAAUAAUCCUCUGCGGCGGAUUCAGUCGUAUCAGCACCAAACUUCCCAGAAUCCCUCUGAGGAGACAGAAACUACCCAAAGUUGUUGUCACCCACCACGAUCCUGAGAACACCUUCAACAGUAUUAUCGAGCCGCCCUCCGUGGUGGACCAGCCUUCUCCAUCAUGGUCAUCCCAAGAGUCCUUCUCUUCCUUCGAGACGAGCGAAGACGGGCCCGUCUACUGCGUACCCCACGAAGGUGAGCGGGAACUAGUGCAGAUAAGCCAUCUGUUUGUGCAACAUGGAAAACAGAUGAGGGAGUUAAGAAAUCUCCAGACAAUUUUAUUAAAUGACCCCAUUCUGUGUAAAAUUCCCACCUCCAGCAACCUCCAAAAGAUGGUGGCUCCAAUUUCAGACUCUACACCUGAACCUAAAAGCCCAGAAAAGCUAGGGGUUAAUGGGACCAGAGUUGAAGGAGACGCCACCCCAAAGAAAACGCCCAUCAAAAAACCACCGAGGAAGAAAGGAAAGGAGGGAAUACUGGAGACGGAAGGCAAAACCGCUCCAAAGACGGCCAUUAUGCCACCUCAGACUGUCAAGUAGAUCUUUGAUCACAUUGGUGCGUCCAUUUUUGAGAAUAUAAACGUACAGUUUUUCUUUCGUUAAACAUUAUAUAGGAAUUGGAUGGCUUUUUUUUUUAAAUGGACGAGCUGCUUAUAGGAUUUAAUAUUUUGUUGGAUUGUGGUUCUCGUUAACUCUUUGAAAACCAGGAAUCGGAAACGACGCUGUGGCUUGUGUACAGUAUUAAAAAGGAAGAGUAAAUGAAUUUAAUGCAAUAAGCUCAUCUUGUAUGCUCUUGGAUUUACAUAUGCAUCACUCCACGUCCAAAGAGAGAUUUUCCAAUACUAUCGUAAUUGUGUGAUAAGCAGGUUUUUGUGUCUGAAAGGUUGUAUUUAGCACUGUUUUCAUAGGUGUAAAGAAUGAACCAAAGGUACUUUAAAGGUACAGAAUGAAUGAUUCCAAUAUUAAUUUUCUCUCAGGCUGUAUCAGUAUAUUCAAUACCUUGUAAACGAUGUCAUGAAGGAAAUUCUCUGUCUGGGUUCUAAGACAUGUCAUUUGAUUCACUUUCAGCAGUACUUCACCUUGCAUCAUGCUUUUUAAGCUUUAAAUGAUAUUUCUUGCAAAUCCACAGUGAUGUUGAAGCUUAGCACUAGUUUUUGCUUUUCUCAUAAAGUACCCACAAUCGGUAAUGCAUUUUUUUUUUCAGGCCAGAUAAAGACCCCAUAUUAUGUGUUUUUUUUUUUUUUUGGCUUUUAGUCUGUGCAUGUUGGCGUUCAUGCUCUUUAUAUGAUAUUAUAGUUCUGAAAGUUCAUAAAAUAAGUACAGUUAUACAACCUUUCUCCUCUGGGAUAGAUCUUGUACACUGGGGAGUAUUCAAACUCUCAUCCAAUAAAAUUCAGUCCUUGCUGAACUUCCUGAUGAAAUAGGAAAUACACAGGGGAAAAAAUGACAAUGUUUCAAUCAGUUUUGAACUUGUUGUUGAAAUUUGCAUUAAAAAUCAGCACUUAAAUGAUUCUUUUUAUGCCUUGAAAAUCUCACAUGCUUUUCUGUACAUGACUGAAAGUUUCAAUAGCAUAACUACGCCUUUACUAUAGUGCUCCCUGGCAUUUCAUGAAAAAGAAUUGCCAUACAUUAUUUAUAUAUACAGUAUACACAUACAUACAGCAGUUGCAACCUACAAACUUUUAUCAUCAAAUAUUAUUUGUCCUGCCAUAGAAACAAUGUAAUGCUUUAAAGAUGCCAGUUUAAAGCAACCUACGAGUCCGAUUAAAGGUUACCUUAAUUAUUCAUUCCUCAGAGUUUGGCUUGACUAUACAGUUGCAGGAAGUUUAAUGCAACCAACAAAAAUAUGUUUUCUGUGGCUAAAAUGAACACAAGAAUGGCUCAUGACUGCAGUGUGUUUAUAUUUUUUAAGCUUACUAUCUAAAACACACUUGCAAAUAGGAUGACACCAACAGAAAGAAUUCAUGAAAAACUGGAUGGUUAUUUUUUAACAAAGAACAUAGGGUUAAAUGUUCAAUCUGGGUCUGCGGUAUUUUUAAGAAAGCUUUUCGAUUGUGGUGUACAGUAACUGCUAUUCCCUCAUAUGGUACCUUAUAUUUUUCUACAUGCUAAGAUAUUUUGUAAUAAUAUUUUUACUCUCAUUUGUAAGCUGUGCUUAUACAACUUAUAUCUUGCUUUUUUAAUUUUAUGUGUGUGUCAAAUG
Sinocyclocheilus grahami is the source of this 4216-nucleotide messenger RNA. Its product is annotated as scavenger receptor class F member 2-like. Gene Ontology annotation, cellular component: focal adhesion. NCBI's taxonomy places the organism in Eukaryota, Metazoa, Chordata, Actinopteri, Cypriniformes, Cyprinidae. Gene Ontology annotation, biological process: heterophilic cell-cell adhesion. Gene Ontology annotation, molecular function: scavenger receptor activity. The record is from RefSeq and is a predicted model, not a curated record. The transcript has 11 exons. The coding region runs from base 532 to 2553 and encodes 673 amino acids.